Messenger RNA from Aplysia californica (California sea hare), 461 nucleotides. RefSeq names its product protein stum homolog. The record is from RefSeq and is a predicted model, not a curated record. NCBI's taxonomy places the organism in Eukaryota, Metazoa, Mollusca, Gastropoda, Aplysiida, Aplysiidae.
ACGCGGGAAUAAACCUGGACGAGGUCUGCCUUGCCGGCCUUAGAUUCUAUGUUUCACGGUCCUGCAGUGACUUCUUCGUGACUUGUCAGCACAACGCCCGAAGACUUACCACGUCACCCUCACUUCACUGUACCCCACCCACUCCAAUCCAGUCCCAUGUCAGUUAUAUAUAUAUCCAGCGCCUCAUAACCUCUCUUUGAACCAUCGUCUAUUUUGAACGCCUCCCCGCCCACAAGAGCCAGCAACUGCUGCUGCUGUAAGCCAACAUGUCCGUCACUGGUCACUCGGCGCGUGGGUCUCUGCAGGUAUCGCGCACGGACCGUGGUUCGAUGCCCGGAGAAGAUGCUGAGAUCUUGGAGGUGAACGAGAAACACGGCCCGUUGUACAACGCUAUCCCCUGCAUGCCUGUCGGGGUGGCCGUGGUGCUGUGCAUUCUCAACAUUGUCAUACCGGGACUAGGU